UGAACCGUUCGAGAUUGGUGAAAGAUGCAUAUUUACUUCGUUUCUGUUUCUGACCGUGUGAGUUGUGCCUAAAUAACAUGAACAAGUCGGAACUGCAGAAGAUCAGCACCGUGCGUGGGCCUGAGGGACUGCAAGCCCAUCAUGGGCUUGCUGGGUAAGUUGGAAAAACCCUUAAGACCGUCCGUUGUGGAAUUCCUACACGCUCAGCAGUGCGGAUUCACGAACGGGAUUCCCAAAGUUUGUUGUGGCUCUCUUCCGAAGAACCUGAAGAUAUUUAAAAACGCCCCCGACAACGAUGCCAGGAGGUUCGUGAUAAAAACGACGACUACUCAAAAACCCACCACCAGCGCCACAAGCACGAAGAAUAUGUCGGAGGAAAAGAGGAGGCGGAUGGAGGAGGCACUAAAUCGGGAGUUUAGUUCAGACUUUUUUGAUGCUGGAUUCGACUUGUUCAUGUUCAGAAGGAAGAAGCGAGACAAGAACGAACAACUGGAAGUUGAGAUAAGAUAAUGUUAAUUAAUUCAUUGAAAAAGCUAAAUAAAUGUUUCUGUUUUAA
Molecule: messenger RNA, 556 nt
Organism: Aethina tumida (small hive beetle)
Lineage: Eukaryota; Metazoa; Arthropoda; Insecta; Coleoptera; Nitidulidae
Exons: 2
Coding region: 142-510 (122 amino acids)
Source: RefSeq, a predicted model, not a curated record